Molecule: messenger RNA, 3728 nt
Organism: Physeter macrocephalus (sperm whale)
Lineage: Eukaryota; Metazoa; Chordata; Mammalia; Artiodactyla; Physeteridae
Gene: TRPC3
Product: transient receptor potential cation channel subfamily C member 3
Exons: 12
Coding region: 87-2789 (900 amino acids)
Biological process (GO): single fertilization; calcium ion transmembrane transport; regulation of cytosolic calcium ion concentration
Cellular component (GO): plasma membrane; cation channel complex
Molecular function (GO): protein binding; inositol 1,4,5 trisphosphate binding; store-operated calcium channel activity
Source: RefSeq, a predicted model, not a curated record
GGGCGCCGCGGGGAGACCGCGCGGCGGCGGCGGCGGAGAAGGAGGCCGCCGGCCGGCAUCCCCGCGCUCGGACCGCGGCCGGCGCGAUGUCCACCAAGGUCAGCAAGUGCAAGGAGCAAGCGAGGGUGACCUUCCCCGCGCCGGAGGAGGAGGAGGAGGGCGAGGACGAAGGCGCGGAGCCGCAGCGCCGCCGACGGGGCUGGAGGGGCGUCAACGGGGGGCUCGAGCCGCGCCUGGCGCCCUGGCAGCGGGAACCGCGCGACUACUGCCUGCCGCCCUUCCCGCCGGGGCCCGACAUGUCAAUGGAGGAAAGCCCUUCCCUGAGGCGCAAGACGGUGAUGCGCGAGAAGGGCCGGCGCCAGGCUGUCCGGGGCCCGGCUUUCAUGUUCAACGAUCGGGGCACCAGCCUCACCGCCGAGGAGGAGCGCUUCCUCGACGCCGCCGAGUACGGCAACAUCCCGGUGGUGCGCAAGAUGCUGGAGGAGUCCAGGACGCUGAACGUCAACUGCGUGGACUACAUGGGCCAGAACGCGCUGCAGCUGGCGGUGGGCAAUGAGCACCUGGAGGUGACCGAGCUCCUGCUCAAGAAGGAGAACCUGGCGCGCAUCGGCGACGCCCUGCUGCUCGCCAUCAGCAAGGGCUACGUGCGCAUCGUGGAGGCCAUCCUCAACCACCCGGGUUUCGCGGCCAGCAAGCGCCUCACCCUGAGCCCCUGUGAGCAGGAGCUGCGGGACGACGACUUCUACGCCUACGACGAGGACGGCACGCGCUUCUCCCCCGACAUCACCCCCAUCAUCCUGGCGGCGCACUGCCAGAAGUACGAGGUGGUGCACAUGCUGCUGCUGAAGGGCGCCAGGAUCGAGCGGCCGCACGACUAUUUCUGCAAGUGCGGGGACUGCGCGGAGAAGCAGAGGCACGACUCCUUCAGCCACUCGCGCUCGAGGAUCAAUGCCUACAAGGGGCUGGCCAGCCCCGCGUAUCUGUCCUUGUCCAGCGAGGACCCCGUGCUCACCGCCCUGGAGCUCAGCAACGAGCUGGCCAAGCUGGCCAACAUAGAGAAGGAGUUCAAGAAUGACUAUCGCAAGCUCUCCAUGCAAUGCAAAGACUUCGUAGUGGGUGUGCUGGAUCUUUGCCGAGACUCGGAAGAGGUAGAAGCCAUUCUGAAUGGAGAUCUGGAGUCGGCAGAGCCUCUGGAGAUGCACAGGCAUAAAGCUUCACUGAGUCGUGUCAAACUUGCCAUUAAGUAUGAAGUCAAAAAGUUUGUGGCUCACCCCAAUUGCCAGCAGCAGCUCUUGACAAUCUGGUACGAGAACCUCUCAGGCCUGCGGGAACAGACGAUAGCUAUCAAGUGUCUGGUGGUUCUGGUCGUGGCCUUGGGCCUUCCGUUCCUUGCCAUCGGCUACUGGAUUGCACCUUGCAGCAGGCUGGGGAAAAUUCUGCGAAGCCCUUUUAUGAAGUUUGUGGCACACGCUGCUUCUUUCAUCAUCUUCCUGGGCCUGCUUGUGUUCAAUGCCUCAGACAGAUUUGAAGGAAUCACCACGUUGCCAAAUAUCACUGUUAUUGACUAUCCCAAACAGAUCUUCAGGGUGAAGACCACCCAGUUCACAUGGACUGAAAUGCUAAUUAUGGUCUGGGUUCUUGGAAUGAUGUGGUCUGAAUGUAAGGAGCUCUGGCUGGAAGGACCCAGGGAAUACAUUUUGCAGUUGUGGAAUGUCCUAGACUUCGGGAUGCUCUCCAUCUUCAUUGCUGCUUUCACAGCCAGAUUCCUGGCUUUCCUUCAGGCAACAAAAGCACAACAGUAUGUGGACAGUUAUGUCCAAGAGAGCGACCUCAGUGAAGUUACACUUCCACCAGAGAUACAGUAUUUCACUUAUGCCAGAGAUAAAUGGCUCCCUUCUGACCCUCAGAUCAUAUCUGAAGGUCUCUAUGCCAUAGCUGUCGUGCUCAGCUUUUCUCGGAUCGCCUACAUCCUCCCUGCGAAUGAGAGCUUCGGCCCCUUACAGAUCUCUCUUGGAAGGACUGUGAAGGACAUAUUUAAGUUCAUGGUCCUCUUUAUUAUGGUGUUUCUUGCUUUUAUGAUUGGCAUGUUCAUACUUUAUUCUUACUACCUUGGGGCUAAAGUAAAUGCUGCUUUUACCACUGUAGAAGAAAGUUUCAAGACUUUGUUUUGGUCAAUAUUUGGGUUGUCUGAAGUGACUUCCGUUGUGCUCAAAUAUGAUCACAAAUUCAUAGAGAAUAUUGGAUACGUUCUUUAUGGAAUAUACAAUGUAACUAUGGUGGUUGUUUUACUCAACAUGCUCAUUGCUAUGAUUAAUAGCUCAUAUCAAGAAAUUGAGGAUGACAGUGACGUAGAAUGGAAGUUUGCUCGCUCAAAACUUUGGUUAUCGUAUUUUGAUGAUGGAAAAACAUUACCUCCACCCUUCAGUCUGGUUCCUAGUCCAAAGUCAUUUGUUUAUUUCAUCAUGCGGAUCAUUAACUUUUCCAAAUGCAGAAGGAGAAGGCUACAGAAGGAUAUAGAAAUGGGAAUGGGUAACUCAAAGUCCAGGUUAAACCUCUUCACUCAGUCUAACUCAAGAGUUUUUGAAUCACACAGUUUUAACAGCAUUCUCAAUCAGCCAACACGUUAUCAGGUUGUAAGACUACAAAUAUACAGUCCAUGGCUUCAAGGAUCUCUCCACUGGAGUGGAAGGGCAGCACGGAGGUGGAGAGGAAGGGAAGGAAAGAAAAAAGUUAAAGAUGAAAUGGAGAUGAAUAUGCCUUCUUCAUUUCCCUUCAACGAGGGAAUUUAAUCUGAAUAGUUUUGCUCAGGAUAUUUCUAGGGAACUUGAACACUAUAUGAAUGUUUAAAAUAUUUUAUUUUCCUGUUAUUGUCCCUUCUGGCAGUAAAUGUAAGUUUUCAUAGACUUUCUAUAUGGCAGUAAAUGUAAGUUUUCAUAGACUUUCUAAGUGUGGUUUUGAAUAAUGUUACAUAAAUGUUUUAGAGUAUUAUACUAAGGAAUGUGGGUAGCAGUAUCUUAGUCCUCAAACUUUAUAAAUAAUACCAACAAGAGCUGUCCUUUUCUAAGCAGGAACUAUGCUUUUUACAUGCGUUUGAUUAUUUAAUCUGUACAACUUAUUAGUUGAGUUUUAUUACCCCCAUUUUAUAAAUGAGGAAAUGGAAGCUUAAAGAGUUUAAGCACCUUUAAUUCACUCAGCUAGUAAAUAAAGGCCUACAUUCAAAUUCAUAGAUUUUUGACUCCAAACUUCUGCCUCACUUAAAUUUUUAGAAGUUUCAUUUUUUCUGGAGAUAGUAUUUCUAAAUAAUGCACUUCUGAAUGGUACUAAAUAAGACCCUUAUAAGCCCUGAGUUAUUCUCAGUUUCUUUACCACAUGAAGUUUUUACAGCUUUGUUUGUAAAAGUGAAAAGUAUUUGUUUAUCGCGACUGAAGGACUGUUGGCUACUGAAGAUGUAAUGAAUGCCCAGGCUAGCCAGGCACAGCGAUUUGCUAGGCAGCAUUAAAAACCUAUUUAUAAGAGUAUUUUAAUUGUUUUUAUUUUAUUUUAAAUUUUGAUUAUGGACUAUUUCAAACACAGAAAGGUAUCACAAAAUGUCCUGUUAGACAUCUAUGUCACUACCAUCUUACUUUAAUAAAUAAUAACAUUUUGCCAUAUUCUUUUUGCAUCUUUUUUGUAAGGAAAUUUUGAUACAACUAAAAUACCCCUACUCUAUUACAUUGGCUUUUAUCCCU